AUGUCGAAAGACGGCGAAACCACGCAGCGGCGCGUUGAAGACGCCAAUGCACCUGUUCAAUAUGACCACCAGGAUGAGCCAGUCAAGGUCGGAUGGAGAGUCUGGGCCGCAAUCUUUUUCAUGGCAGCCUCCUUCGGCCCCGGCGUCGCCCUUGCGUUCGUCGUCCUAGCAGCAAUCGUUGUCCAGGUCAGUAAUGAUCUGGGCAACGACGCGCCGUUUGCCUGGAUCGUUGGCGCUUGGUCUCUUGCCACCGCCGUCUCCUUCUCGCUUGGUGGACCUCUUAGUGACAUUUUCGGCCGAAGGAACAUGAUUCUAGGUGGUCAAUUUGUCGUGUUGAUUGGCUCCAUCGUUGGAGCAACAGCGCAAAGUGUUGCUGCCCUGAUCGCGGCUGAGACAGUUAUCGGUCUUGGCACAGGGUUUAUCUUUGUUGCCUACGCCGGUGUCCCAGAGAUGCUGCCUAACAAAUGGCGAGCCGUCGGCGUGGGUAUUCUGGAAGGUGGAAUCACCGUGCCUUGGGGUGUCGUCACAGCCCUCAUCGCCGGCGUUCUAUACAAAUAUGCGACGUGGCGCUGGAUCUUCUAUAUUGGCAUUAUUACCGAGUGCAUAUCUCUCGCUGGAACUGCCGUCUUCUACUGGCCGACAACCCAUCCGAGGGGUGACUUCGAUAAGACUCGGUGGCAGCAGUUUAAGGAGGUCGACUGGAUCGGUAUCACGUUAUUCACCCUGGGUCUAGCAACGUGCCUUGUUGGCAUCACUUGGGGGGGCACGCCUGAGCAUCCAUGGGAUAGCGCUAGCACUCUUACGCCCAUCUUUGUUGGUCUCGCCGGCCUCGUCGCAUGCUUUACGUGGGAGUUCAACUACGCCAAAGACCCACUGUUCCCCCUCGAGCUCUUCAAGAUGUGGCGCGGUUUCACUCUUCUCCUGAUCGUUCUGUUCAUCUCAGGCAUGAACUUCCACUCGCUCUCGGCUUUGCUGCCUCAGGGUUCGCUCUUCAUGUUCACGACCGACCCCAUCGAAAUUGGUGUCAUCUCGCUACCGAUGAACAUUUGGAGUCUCUUCCCUGGCGUCAUCAUCCCUAUGCUGGCCCACAAGAUCGGCCACCUCAAGUGGCUCAUCGUUGCAGGCGCAGGCUUCCAGGCUCUGUUCAUCGGUGCCGCUGCCGCCACCGUCAAUCCGAACCACAGGCUUGCCUGGGCCUUCGUUCCGGCGAUUGGUGUUCCGAUGUUCCUUCUCUGCACCAUUGUUGGGUACGCUGUUGCCAGUCUCCACGUUCCCCAUGCUCACCUUGGCGUGGCCAUGGGCCUUCUCGGAACGUUCCGAUCCGCAGGUGGUGCCGUCGGAAACGCGAUCUUCAACACUGUCUUCCAGGACAAGUUCACCGACUACGCAGGCGAAGAGAUUGUGAAAGCUGCCCUUGCUAGCGGUCUCAACCCCGCCGACCUGCCUGCCAUCAUUCCUGGAACUAUAACCCACAACCUCGGCAUCCCAGGCACUCUCGACGGUAUCGCUGGCAUGACGCCCGAGAUCCAGGCCACCCUCCGAGCGGCAGUACGCCUCGCCUACGGCCGCGCGUUCCAGUUUGUCUUCUACAUCACCAUUCCCUUCAGUGUAGUUGCCUUCAUCUGCUCUCUGUGGAUCAAGGACCCUCAAGAGCACAUGACCAACCAUGUCGCGUCGGCCAUGUUGUCUAGGGGUGCAGAGAAAAGGAUUCAGGGUGACGGCCUUGGAAGCUCUGAUGUGGAGGUCGCAACCGUUGAGGAUAGGCGCGAGCCUAAGACGAUCGGUUGA
This is a messenger RNA of Verticillium alfalfae VaMs.102, 1788 nucleotides long. Its product is annotated as transmembrane efflux protein. NCBI's taxonomy places the organism in Eukaryota, Fungi, Ascomycota, Sordariomycetes, Glomerellales, Plectosphaerellaceae. The record is from RefSeq and is a predicted model, not a curated record. Bases 1 to 1788 code for a protein of 595 amino acids. Gene Ontology annotation, molecular function: transmembrane transporter activity. Gene Ontology annotation, biological process: transmembrane transport. Gene Ontology annotation, cellular component: membrane. The transcript has 3 exons.